This is a messenger RNA of Brassicogethes aeneus, 1087 nucleotides long. Lineage: Eukaryota; Metazoa; Arthropoda; Insecta; Coleoptera; Nitidulidae. The record is from the annotation of a GenBank genome assembly.
UUGAACUGACUUUUGACAUUGACACUUCGAAUGUCAAAAAGUUGCGAUGGACGUGGAUUCGGAAAGUACGGCAACUUCCAUCGACGAAAAUACCGAGAAUUUUUGCGAAAACCCGACCAGGGACACCUUGGCCGAGGGCUUGAUGGGACUAAUUAAGCCCACGGUGGACCAAUUGGAUGAAAGAGUACGCGCGACGAGAAUAUCGCAACUGGAACUGAAGCAGUGCAUAGAGAGUUUGGCUGAGGAACUGAAAAAGAUAUCGGAUAGCCAACAAACAUCCCUAGAUCUUGACGUAUACGUAAAAAAGUUAAUAAAUGCUAAACAACGAGUAACAGUACUUUCAAACAUACUUCAAAACGCGCAGGACAGACUGAAUAAAGUGCAUUCAUCGAUCGAUAAAGAAGUAGUGCAAAGAAAAGUACUGGUAAAUGACACAAUAGAGAGCCAAGAAUCUGUCUAUGAACCAGCAGAGGACACGUUUUUAUUCCUGGACGCGUUAGAGAAAGAAGCCACUUAUUUAAACAACUUAAAACCACUAACAGUGGUGGAAAUUGGUUCUGGAAGUGGUGUGGUGCUAACGUCACUCUCAUUUAUUCUAAAAAAGAGUUGUGUUUACUUUAGUACGGAUAUAAAUAUUGAAGCUUGCAAUGCCACAAAAUACACGGCAAAAUUAAAUAACGCAGAUAUAGAAGUUGUGAAUAUGGACUUGUUGAGCAAUUUUAAACCAAAAACUUUUGAUGUUAUUUUAUUUAACCCUCCAUAUGUUGUUACAGAAGACAUUGAAAUGAAUGGAUGUGGUUUGAAUAGAGCAUGGGCUGGUGGACACAUGGGGAGAGCAAUUUUAGAUAGGUUAUUAGUGAAUUUAAAGGACUUACUAAGUGAUAAAGGUGUUUGUUACUUGGUUUUAUUGAGAGAAAAUAAACCCAAGGAGAUUGUGGACUUCUUGAAACAACAAAAUAUGGACAGGUUUGGCAAAAAUGCCAACGCUAUUCAUCUACUCAAAGUCACUCAGAAAAAUCCUACACCACGUUUGGUACGACUUUUGGAAGGCCAAUUCCACGGACAAAAAAACCGAAAUGAAAAUUAA